AUGUCACGUGGGCAAAAACUAGUAAGAGCAUGUCUCAAGUUAUCAGAUACCUCUUUUUCUAUAGUGCAGCCUGUUACUAAUAUUAAUGUUAUCGAACCAUAUUCACAAGUUAUUACUGAUAGAGCAGAGCCUGACACCAAAAUGAAUCCGAUAACAUUAUCGACAGUGUUUAAUAAUUCUGAUACAUAUGAAUGGAAAAAUCAAACCAACUUAACAGUAUACCAACUCGAUGAAGAACUUAGUUCAGUUAUUAAUGAGGUUCUGACGGAGCCUGUGGCCCCCAUAAUUCCAGAUUCUAAUUUACAGGAUGAUUGUACUCAGUUGGAACUUAAAACGAAACAGAUCUCUCCUCCGACUCCACCUCUAUACGUAACACAUAUCACAGCAGAAAACAGUAUGUACCAAUUAACUUGUGAUCCACAUAAUGCCGUACAACUUUUUCCAAAUAAUACAAUUGCUGACAUUGAUAUAGAUGAUAGCGAAAUUAGUAAUGAAAAUCAACCAGAGGAAAAUAUAGUAAAUACCGCUCUUUCUCCUCCUUCUGACUCUGCUCAACAGGACGCUGAAGACAAUGAAGAACAAGUACCGGGUAAUAAUUCUUGUGUCCCGACAGUCCCUGCAACUACUUGUUCCGCCUAUCAGAUAUUAAAAACAGAACGAAACCGACGUUCUUUGGGCAUAGCUUAUAAGGGAUGUAAAAAAAAGGGCAAUGAUAUUACACGAAAUGUGCAAAAAUCCGCUAGAAAUGUUAAGGAAAGAUGUCUCCACAAAAGUUUAGAGCAAAAAUCGCAAAGAAGUUUUUUGUGUGGACAAUUCACGGACAAAGAUCGACAGAAAAUAUUUAAACAAUUUUGGCAGUAUAGUUGGAAAGAGAAGAGGAUGUUUGUUAAGGGACUGGUUGCCACUAGAAAAAUAAUACGAAGAAGGAAAAUUGAGAACAAACAAAAAGAAAAAAAUGAAGGUCACGAUAUUCCUAUGCCAAAAGCAGAUGGUACAAAAGUUAGAGUGUGUCGUAAGUUCUUUAUUAAAACUUUGUAUCUAGGGGAAGACACGUUUAAAAGAUGGGUAAAAGGAGAUCCUUCGUGUGAGUCGACAGUUUCGUCCGAAGAAAUAGAAGAACCGGAUGAGCCUUUACCAAAAAAAUCAAAACAAACAAUAAAAGAAGCUCCUGACCUAGCUGAAAAUAUUCAAUAUUGGAACUAUGAAAACGUUGAAUCUAAUCUAACUUCACUUCGGCCUGGUAGAAAUAAACCCAGUGAUCCCGUAGUAACUGAUAUUCGUGCAAUCCAGUAUUUACCAGAUGGUCCGAUUUUGUAUAAGACUGACCACUUAGCUGAAUACAAAACAUUGCCUCAACGAAGAGGACGAUUUGAUUAUAAAAAUUCUCCAAACCCCCUGUAUGUAGAACGCCUACCAAUUGCGGAAUCAAAAUAUAAGCAGCUACAACUUAAGUCCGUCAUGGACACUGACCAUCAUGCGUUUUAUGACAACCUCCCGUUUAAAAAAGAUGAGAAAGAAAAAAUGGAACAAAAAGAAUGUUUUGUUUGUUCUGUAAAAAUUGUAAUAUUUAAAAUGUAUGCUACCUUUUUCGAGUUAUAA
Messenger RNA from Psylliodes chrysocephalus, 1599 nucleotides. The record is from the annotation of a GenBank genome assembly. NCBI's taxonomy places the organism in Eukaryota, Metazoa, Arthropoda, Insecta, Coleoptera, Chrysomelidae.